CUCCCUGCCCUCCUCCUCCUCCUCCACCCGGCCAGAGAUCUGAAUGAGAGCAGGGGACCGGCCGCAUCUCCAGCACGCACAGGGCCGAGGGGGAGUGUAAGCAGCGCCGGCAGGAGGUGAGCGACAGGCCCCGGGCGGGUAGAGGACAGGCUGUGGAACGUAAAAGAUUAUUUAGCCUUAACAAAGCACAAUGGAGUUUUAUGAAUCAACAUAUUUCAUUAUCCUAGUACCAUCGGUGGUCAUUACAGCCAUCUUCCUUUUCUUCUGGCUCUUUAUGAAAGAGACCUCCUAUGAUGAAGUCCUUGCUAAACAGAAAAAAGACCAGAGGCUUCCUCCGGCUAAAGUAGACAAAAGGAAAACUGAGAAAAAAAAGAAUAAGAAAAAGGAGUCUCAGAACGGCAAUCUUCACGAAUCGGACUCCGAAACUGCAAUUCGUGAGUUUGAUUUAGGAGAUGCCCUGUCUAAUGAGGAAGAGCAUGUAGUUCCUACACCUGUUGCAGUUGAUUCACUUGCAAACCUCAGGGAACGCAAGAAGAAAGACAAGAAGCAGUCAAAGUCUACGGCCGAGGAACCCAUUGGGAAAGAGGUCAAUGGCACCAAACUUCCUCCCAAGAAGGCUGAAACCGUUCCUGUUACAAAGCAGCCAACACCACCUCUUGAUGUGUCUGGAUCCAAGAAGAAGCAAGGAUCAAAGAAACAGAAAAAUGGAAGAGAAGACUCCCCUGUUAAUCCGGAAACCAAGAACGAGCAGGUCGUCCCCUCGAUUAAGAAACAGGAGGCUCCCGUUUCACCAGUGGAAGGGAAGCCGCAAGAAAGUGCGAGCGGAAGGAAGAAAACCACGGCAAAGAAACAAAAAGUGGAAAAUGUUUCUGCAUUAGUGGACGAGCCGUUAAUUCAGCCAACUACUUACAUCCCGCUGAUGGACAACGUAGACCUGAACGUGGCGGAGAAGAAAGUGGAAAGGAAGGAUGUCGUCGCCUUGGAAAAAACAGAGGUGUCCAACGCUCCACCAAAAGUGAGCAAGAAAAUGAAGACGGUUACAGAUAAAGAAAAUGCGGAGGUGAAGUUUAAGGAUUUCUUGCUGGCUUUAAGGAGCAUGAUCCUGAAUGAAGAUGAAGCGAUGUCCGUGGUGGAGAUGCUGAAGGAGAAAUCAAAGGCUGUGCAGGACAUUAUACACAAGGCCACGAAAGGAGAUUCUGCUGCACAGCAUCAAUUACAGGAGAAAGAAAAGUUGCUUGUUGCUGCUCGGGAAGAAGCGACAAACUUGAAGGCUCAACUGAAGCAUGUCUCUCAGGAGCUCGGCGUGGAAAAACAGAAAUCUGGUCUUGUGGAAGCAAAAGCGAGGGAACGGAUCACUGCCCUGGAGAAAGAGCACAGUGUCUUCCAGAGCAAAAUGCACGGCAGCUUCCAGGAGGCUCAACAAAUGAAGCUAAAAUUUCAGCAGGUCCGCGAGCAGUUGGAGGGCCAGCUGGCUCACCUGAAACAGGAGAACGGUAUCUUGAGGGAUGCAGUCAGCUCUGCCACCAACCAAAUGGAAAGCAAGCAAUCUAGUGAGCUGAACAAACUCCGCCAGGACUAUGCCAGGCUUCUGAAUGAACUGACCGAGAAGAACAACAAGGUGGCUCAGGAAGAAUUGCAGAAGAAGAACUCUGAGCAGUUGGUGUCUCAGCUAAAGGCCCAAAUACAAGACGCUGAGAGGAGAGUGGAGGAAGUUGAGACGUAUUUGAGGAAAAGGCUGUCAGAAUGUGAUGCAACUCAGCAAGAAAUGCAGGCAAAGCUGAUCGCCAAGGAGAAUGAAGUUCAGAGCCUGCACAGUAAACUUACGGACACAAUGGUAUCGAGCCAGCAGCUGGAGCACCGAGUCCGGCAGCUCAUGGAAGCCGGGCAACAGGAGAGUCUUCAGCUGCAGAUGCAGGAUCUGCUGAAACAGAAUGAAACUCUAAAUCUCCAGAUCCAGAAAUACCAUACACAAAUGCAAGCACAGUCUUCAGCAGCAUUGCUUGUAGAAGAGCUACAGAGAACAAUUUCGGAGAAAGACCAAGAUAUUAAACGGAUGGAAGAGUCCGUGGCCCUGGAACAUGCAAGUUUUGCAAACAGUGCAGAAGAACUUAAGGCAAUACAAAGGGAGAACAUGUCAUUAAAAGCAGAAUUACAGACCGUUCAGAUAUUGAAGAAUGAACAGGCUACUGCUGUUCAAGCCCUGGACCGACUGCAAAAAAGUAUUGUUGAAAAAGAUGAGAAAAUCAGAGCUCUUGAAGAACAACUUCAGGGACACCUUGCAAAGGUUUCCAUCAACAUGGAGGAUUAUACAUCUCUGCGGAAUCACAAUAAUGAAUUACAGAUGCAAGUUCAAGCCCUGCAGACACAGCUUGAUCAGGCUAAGAAAGAACUUUUGGGACAGAUGGAAAUGAGCAUGAAAGAAAAGGAUGAGAAAAUCAGAACAGUGGAAGAGCUUUUGGAAUCCGGCCUCAUCCAGGUUGCUAACAGAGAGGAGGAACUGAGGACAUUAAGAGAUGAAAAUGCAUCUUUGAAGAUGGAUGUGCAGAACCUGAAGGCCCAACAGACAAAUCAGAUAUCACUGACGUCUGUUGUAGAAGAUCUUAAAAAUGUGAUCCAUGAGAAAGAUGGGAAAAUAAAGUCUGUGGAAGAUCUUCUUCAGGCUGAGCAUCUCAGGGCAGACAACCAGGAGAAGACUGUGCAGGCGUUGAAUAAGGAAAUUGAGGAUCUGAAGGAAGCGUUAAAAAGUAACCAGCUUGAAAAGGCUGAACAGGUUUCCAACGCAGGCCAAGUAGAACAGCUUCAGAACGAGUUGAGAGGCAAGGAUGAGUUGAUGAAAACGUUAGAAGUGAGAUAUAAUGAACGUGUAAAUGACAUAACUACCAAAGAGAAGCAACUACAGGUUCUAGAGCAGGAAUGCAGACACCUUAAACAGCAUAUUGAAGAGGUCCAGCAAAAGCUGCUGCAGCAGGAAUCUGCAUCUUUGCAAGUACAGGACCUACAAAAACUACUUGAACAGCAGGAAGAGAAGAUUCAGAAAGUGACGGCCACCCUGUCUGAGCGAGAUAAACUAAUUGCUGAAACAUCUCAGGAAUUGCAGGUUCUGAGAGCUGAUAAUGAAACGCUGAAAACUCAGGCCUGUGAACUACAGGAGAAACACAACCAGCAAAUUCAACAGGUGCAGUCAGCCAGCCCAAGGGAAGAACUGUUGAAAGCUCUUUCAGAGAAAGAUAAAUCCAUAACAGAUUUGCAAGGUGAUCUGGAGUCUCUCAGGUCUGCUCUGGAGCAGCAGAGGAAAAAAAAUAAUGACCUUCGGGAGAAAAACUGGAAAGCUAUGGAAGCAUUGUCAUCCACUGAAAAAAUGCUACAGGAGAGAAUGAGCAAGACAGCCAAGGAGAAAGAGCAGCGGGUGCAAGCCGCAGAGACAGAGGCUCGGGAAAUCCUGAAGAAGCUGUUCCCCAGUGUGUCCGUUGCUGCAAGUUUGGGUCAUGGUGAAUGGGUCCAGGAGUUUGGCAAGUUGGCAAGAGUGAGUUUGAUUGAAAAUGCUGGAACAGAGAAAGUGAAGGAAAUGGAGCAGAAGUUGAAGGAGGCGGAAGAAAUCCAUUCAAUGUUGCAGCUAGAGUGUGAAAAGUAUAAGUCGGUUCUUGCACAAACGGAAGGUAUCCUGCAGAUACUGCAGCGGAGUGUUGAGGAGGAAGAAGGAAGGUGGAAGAUUAAGGUUGAAGAAUCUCAAAAGGAACUGAAAGAGGUGCUAUCUUCUGUACGUUCUUUGGAACAGGAAGUGGAAAUAUUGAGAAACAGAGAGAAGGAAGCAGAAAACCUUGUAAAAGAGAAGGAACAUCUGGAAACUGAGCUGGAGAAGGCAGAACUUGAAAGAGCCACCUAUGUAUCGGAAGUUAGAGAGCUCAAAGAUCUGUUGACUGAAUUGCAGAGAAAACUUGAUGGUUCAUAUUCAGAAGCAAUAAGGCAGAAUGGAGAGCUGUCUUUGCUGAAGACUCAGCUGCACGAAACUUUGCAGAAACUGGAAGGAGAGCAGAACGAGAGACAGAAAGUUGCAAGCGACUUGCAUGAGGCUCAGAAGUCACUGGACCUCAUUCAGCUGGAAAUUCUGAAAGCUGCUGGUGACGCCAAUGUCAUAGAGAACAGCGACAUUUCUUCUGAAACGGAGGGACAGGAAACAAAAGAGAAGAUGUCUCCCAGUUUAAGUCAGUCAGUAACGCGCUUACAGCAGUGUCUCCAGGCUGUGAACCAGCAGCUCACAAAGGGAAGAGAGCACUUUCAGAUAAUAGGAUGAAGUCACCGAGGGAUUUUUCGCUUGGGGAGAUAACGGAAGGCAUUGUAUUAUAUUUUGCCAAAUUAAAGCCUUAUUUAUGUGUUCA
Molecule: messenger RNA, 4376 nt
Organism: Spea bombifrons (plains spadefoot toad)
Lineage: Eukaryota; Metazoa; Chordata; Amphibia; Anura; Pelobatidae
Gene: KTN1
Product: kinectin 1
Exons: 44
Coding region: 191-4291 (1366 amino acids)
Biological process (GO): protein transport; microtubule-based movement
Cellular component (GO): endoplasmic reticulum membrane
Molecular function (GO): kinesin binding
Source: RefSeq, a predicted model, not a curated record